AUGACAACCUCCGCCGAUAUUCGCGAGUUCAAAGUCGACAUUCCCCGUGAGGAAGUCGAGCGACUAAAGCGAAAGCUGAAUGACACAAGACUUCCUGGGCGUGAAAUCAUGCCUGGCGCCGGAACUCUUUACGGUGUGUUCCUCAAACUUUAUUUCAAAGUUAGCGAUGAACAUCUUACGCCUGGGCACGAGCUGCUCGAGCAAUGGCGACACAACUUCGACUGGUAUAAGGCUCAGGGCCAGAUUAAUGAGUAUCCGCAUUAUCUAUGUUCAAUCGAGGGAUUGGACAUCCAUUUCUUGCAUGCGUGCGCAGAAAACCCCAAUGCUAUCCCUCUACUUCUUGUGCGUGGCUAG
This is a messenger RNA of Aspergillus calidoustus, 354 nucleotides long. The record is from the annotation of a GenBank genome assembly. NCBI's taxonomy places the organism in Eukaryota, Fungi, Ascomycota, Eurotiomycetes, Eurotiales, Aspergillaceae.